Panicum virgatum (switchgrass) is the source of this 980-nucleotide messenger RNA. RefSeq lists its product as uncharacterized. The coding region runs from base 95 to 742 and encodes 215 amino acids. The transcript is spliced from 2 exons. Gene Ontology annotation, biological process: response to heat. Lineage: Eukaryota; Viridiplantae; Streptophyta; Magnoliopsida; Poales; Poaceae. The record is from RefSeq and is a predicted model, not a curated record.
CCACAUAGGAGCACUAAAAAAACUGUCUCCAACAAGACCAGAAUUAGCAUGCACUAAGAUCUCUCUCCCUCUCCAUUCCUCACUGGCGGCAUAGAUGUCGACGAUUAUGGGAUCUUACACGAGCCGGUCGCCGGUUCUGCCGGCUUCGUCUCAAGCUGCCAUAGCCCGUGGUUCUUGGAAGCCCGCAGUGGCAGCAUUCCGACCUUGUGCCGGCGUUAAGUGCCGGCGAGCACUUACCGUGACCUGCGCGCUCCCGGAGAAAGAACGGCCGCCGGCGUUCAGCAUCCCGCCCACCGUUCUGCUGUGCCCCGUGCCGCCGCCGGACGGGAAGGAGCGGUGGGACAUCAAGGAGGAGGAGGACCGCGUCACGCUGUGGCUCCAGGUGCCCGGGCUGUCGGCGAGCGACAUCGAGGUAACCACCGGCGACGACGUCCUGGAGAUCAAGCGGAAGGCCACGGCCCAGCAGCCCGCGGCGCCCGUGGACGCGCACAGCGUGGGCGCGUUCCACAUCCGGCUGCUCAUGACCAAGGAGUACGACGGCACCAGGGUCACCGCCGACCUCAAGGCCGGCAUGCUGGAGGUCACCGUCCCAAAGAACCUUCAACGCGGGGGUGAACGCGUCGAGCUGGGGAAGCCUGCGCACCGGCCAAAGCAGGGCACGAACACCAAGAAAGGCUCGGAGGACACGAAACUGGCCGGACCAGACCCUGGGCAAAUAAAAGGCAGGGGACUGGCUGGCUGAGGGUUGUGCUGUCUCCGUCGGUCCUGUUUCCUUUCCUUUUGUGUUGAAAUAAGUCUCAUUUUUAGUUCCCUAUGGAUGGAAUGACGGAGAGAGAUCGACUCAAGCCAGCAAUCAGCUUAGAUCACUGGCCCGAAGUGAGCUCUUGCGCUGUUUGUCGUAUCUUGUGUGUAUCGUUGAAGAACAUUUCUCUAUUUCAUUACGAGGAUCGUUUCCUUUAUUAAGCUCGUUUAUGGGGAAA